Molecule: messenger RNA, 1581 nt
Organism: Toxotes jaculatrix (banded archerfish)
Lineage: Eukaryota; Metazoa; Chordata; Actinopteri; Toxotidae
Product: alkaline phosphatase-like
Exons: 11
Coding region: 1-1581 (526 amino acids)
Biological process (GO): dephosphorylation
Cellular component (GO): plasma membrane
Molecular function (GO): alkaline phosphatase activity
Source: RefSeq, a predicted model, not a curated record
AUGGUCAACACCAUGGCCAGCAAAUAUAAACUAAUUUUCACUGGACUAUUGAUUUUCAUUUCAGUGCAGUGGACUGUAUGUAUUUCAGAAGAAGAGCUCCAUGCCAGCUACUGGAACAACAAAGGAAGGCAGGCUCUUCACAGCGCCCUGAAAAUUCAGCCUAAUGUUCACCAAGCCAAGAACCUUAUCCUCUUCCUGGGGGACGGUAUGGGGAUACCAACAGUGACUGCUGCCCGGAUCCUCAAAGGCCAGUUGGCAGGGAAAUCAGGCGAGGAGACCAGUCUGGUCAUGGAUACCUUCCCUUACCUGGCGCUGUCAAAGACUUACAAUGUAGACCAGCAGAUGCCAGACAGCGCUGGCACAGCAACAGCAUACUUAUGUGGUGUGAAGGCUAACUAUGGCACCCUGGGUGUCACUGCUGCCACCCCGAGGUCCAACUGUAGUGCUAGCUAUGGAAAUGAAGUGACAUCUGUUCUGCACCGUGCCAAGAAAGCAGGAAAAUCUGUCGGAAUUGUCACAACUACCCGUGUGCAGCACGCCUCUCCUGGUGCAAACUAUGCUCACUCUGCCGAUCGCAGCUGGUAUUCUGACUCUGACCUCCCUGCUGAGGCUGUCCAAAAUGGAUGCCGUGACAUUGCAUAUCAGCUGAUUAGCAACACAGAGAUAAAUGUCAUUCUUGGUGGAGGUCGUCAAUACAUGUUUCCCAGAGACAAACCAGAUCCAGAGUAUCCAAGUUCUACAGGAGACCGAAAGGAUGGACAAAAUCUUGUUACGGAAUGGAUGAAGAACAAAAAGAAUGUUAAAUAUGUCUGGAACAAAGCUGAUUUUGAUGCUGUCAAUCCUGCAAAUACAGACUUCCUGAUGGGUCUAUUUGAGCCCAAAGACUGUCGUUAUGAGUUGGACCGUGAUUCGUCCAUGGACCCGUCCCUCACUGAGAUGAUGGAGAAAGCAAUACAGAUUCUCAGCAAGAACCCUAAGGGAUUUUUCCUCUUUGUAGAAGGUGGGAGAAUUGACCAUGGGCACCAUGCAGGGAAGGCCAAAAGAGCUUUGUAUGAGGCUGUUGAGUUUGACCGGGCAAUCGGGCGAGCAGCUGAACUCACCAGUGAGCUGGACACCCUGUCUGUGGUCACUGCUGACCAUUCCCAUGUCUUUGCCUUCGGAGGACAUUCUGUUAGAGGAAACUCUGUUUUUGGAGUGUCUCGCUCAAUUGCUGAAGACAAGAAGCACUUCACCACUGCUGUGUAUGGAAACGGACCAGGAUACCAGAUUGUUAAUGGAACUCGCCCCGAUAUGAAUCAGUCGAUUUCAUCUGAUAAAGACUACCGUCAGCAGGCUCCUGUUCCUCUUGAUUCAGAAACCCAUGGCAUAGAGGAUGUAGCCAUCUUUGCCAAAGGUCCCAUGUCACACCUCUUCCAUGGGGUCCAGGAGCAGAGCUACAUCGCCCAUGUCAUGGCUUAUGCUGCUUGUCUGGAGCCCUAUGAAAACUGCAAGCUGCCUGAGCCCAACCACGCAGGAGCCAUCCACCCAAGCCUCCUGCUCAUCCUCAUGGGCCUCCUUCUCCUCUCCCUCAGCUCUGUCUGA